AUGCUACCGACAACGGGAUUUCAAGAGGAAAAUGAUUGUGGCGUUAUAAACUUCUUCUGGGGACGCGUGUCACAGAUCUCUGCGCUGAAGCGGACAGGGUGGAUGGUUAUUUCCCACACACUUCCAGCCUAUGUGUGCUGCAUUCGUCUGUUGGAAACGCUGCCGAGUAUCUUCGACUACAGAGGAAUGCUGGUCCAAGAUCUAAUGCCAUUCACUUUAAGUUGUUGGCCUUUAUUCUUCGGUCACUGCCUCCUCUCACUGUUUUUACUCUCAUGCCAGGGAGAACUCCAGAGGUCAUGCUCGCGGACUGUGGCGGAGAAAGUUAGUGAACAGUGCCAGCUGGCAUGCCACUGUAGAAGAUACCCUCCCCUGCCUCCACCGCCACCUCCCCCGCCUCCCCCGCGGCUACUGGUGCCCCCAGAGCCGGAGCCCAUGGUGCCCUUGUUGAGGCCCUGGUGGAUGGAGAUGGAUAUUGCAGUGCUUGGAACGGUGGGCUGUGCCUCAUUGGUGUUCCUCCUCUCAGCCAUCAUCAUCUGCUACAAGGCCAUCAAGAGGAAACCACUACGGAAAGAGGAGAACGGGACGAGUCGCGGGGAAUACGCCAUGAGCAUCCGCAAGAAGAAGGCCAUGGGUACCAACAACACUGUGGUAUAG
Limanda limanda (common dab) is the source of this 654-nucleotide messenger RNA. RefSeq names its product proline rich membrane anchor 1 (gene prima1). The coding region runs from base 1 to 654 and encodes 217 amino acids. The record is from RefSeq and is a predicted model, not a curated record. Lineage: Eukaryota; Metazoa; Chordata; Actinopteri; Pleuronectiformes; Pleuronectidae. The transcript has 4 exons.